This is a messenger RNA of Medioppia subpectinata, 513 nucleotides long. The record is from the annotation of a GenBank genome assembly. Lineage: Eukaryota; Metazoa; Arthropoda; Arachnida; Sarcoptiformes; Oppiidae.
CCGAAGUUGCUUUUGAUGAGACCUCCGCAAUACAAACUCGAAAACAUCGAUUCGGACACUAAGCCAACCAAUGGAAAGGCGGCCACAGAUAUGGCUAAUCUGUUAAACCAGAUUCCCUGCUCUAACUGUGCGCCCAUAAAACCUGAUCCCUAUAUGAUUAAAGACUUUAAAUGUGCAAAAAUGCGAGCAAUAGUUCCGCAACAAACAAAUCUAUUCCCGACCUCAGGUUCGGGCGAAGAGCUCAUUAUACAGGACUUGGACGCCAGUCCUGUAUUGCCAUUCUUCGAACCGCUCACCAGUUAUUAUCCCAAAGAAGUGGAUCAAGUCAUUCAUAACGCUAUGUUUAUAGCGCAUCACAUCGAUAAUGCCGACGAAUUUAAAAGUAUUCAAGAGGACUGGAAAUACGUUGCAAUGGUUUUGGACAGAUUAUUUCUAUGGAUAUUUACGGCCGCGUGUGUGAUCGGCACCGCAUCCAUCUUAUUAUUUGCCCCCGCGAUAUAUGAUACAAUUAAA